Molecule: messenger RNA, 399 nt
Organism: Tyto alba (common barn owl)
Lineage: Eukaryota; Metazoa; Chordata; Aves; Strigiformes; Tytonidae
Gene: PRAP1
Product: proline rich acidic protein 1
Exons: 4
Coding region: 1-399 (132 amino acids)
Source: RefSeq, a predicted model, not a curated record
AUGGGGUGCCCGGCAGCCGCGCCGCUCUGCGGCAUCACCGUCCUGCUGGGCGCUGCCCUCCUCCUCUCUGCACCCGCAGGCACCCAGGCUCCAAGCCACAGUGGGCGGAAGGACCCGGCUGCAGAGCAGGAUUUGGCCGAGGAAAUCAUCCUGGGCCUACGAGCCGUGGAGCCGCCGGAGGAGGGCGAGAUCUCCGAUGAGGUGGAACCAGGUGUAAAGGUCUUCUCCAGCAGUGCCUGGGCUCGCCAAGCCCAGGCGGGACCAGAGGAGGACCGCGACCACCUCUACCACCCCCAGGACAAUGCCAGGGAGGCCGAUGCCCACAGGCCGCUCCGGACGCUGUCUCUGGAGGUGCAGAGAGGCCCGAAUGAAGAUCGUGACCAUAUCCACCACGGCUGA